This is a messenger RNA of Cylindrotheca closterium, 413 nucleotides long. Lineage: Eukaryota; Bacillariophyta; Bacillariophyceae; Bacillariales; Bacillariaceae. The record is from the annotation of a GenBank genome assembly.
UGAUCUGUCAAGUAGGUCCAGGGGUUGGUCCUGAUGUAGGACCAGAUGUUGGUCCAGAAGUUGGACCUGAUGUUGGACCAGAAGUUGGGCCAGAGGUAGGUCCAGAAGUUGGUCCUGAUGCGGGCCCGCUGGUUGGCCCGCUGGUUGGUCCAGAUGUGGGCCCGCUGGUUGGUCCAGAUUUUGGGCUUGACGUUGGUCCACAUGUUGGUCCAGCUGUUGGUCCAGAUGUUGGUCCAGAUGUUGGACCAGAGGUAGGUCCGCUUGUUGGUCCAGAAGUUGGACCAGUGGUAGGUCCGUUGGUUGGUCCAGAUGUAGGUCCUUUGGUUGGUCCUUUGGUUGGUCUAGAAGUGGGUCCAGAAGUGGGUCCAGAUGUAGGACCGCUAGUUGGACAAGAUGUGUUGUUACCUAGCUGA